Messenger RNA from Daphnia pulex (common water flea), 857 nucleotides. RefSeq names its product repetitive proline-rich cell wall protein-like. The record is from RefSeq and is a predicted model, not a curated record. Lineage: Eukaryota; Metazoa; Arthropoda; Branchiopoda; Diplostraca; Daphniidae. The coding region runs from base 96 to 716 and encodes 206 amino acids. The transcript has 2 exons.
UGAAUAGCAUCAUUCGAUCUUCUGUUGGCAUCAAGCAAACAGCUCGUCCUUUGGCUUUUAUUUGUAAUUCAUAAAGUUGUUUUAUUCACGACAAGAUGAAGGGACUUUUCAUCUCGAAAAUGGUUUUACUAGUUGCGUUUUGCGUCUGGAAUUGCCAGGCGGAUAACGUGACCGAGACGGCGCAAAAUGACCGGACGAAACGGUUCAUCCUCUUCAAGCAAUCUAAAGGCAUGGGCUUCGGUUUGGGUGCUGGACCAAAAGCAAAAGGUUUUCCGGCUAUGUCGAUGGUCGGCGUCGUCGAGCAACCUUAUCCAGUUCCGGUAGGAGUUCCGGAAUAUCCUGCAUACGCUCCUCCGAGUUAUUCACCACCCGCCUACGCACCGCCUCCAAGUUAUUCACCACCUGCAUACGCCCCGCCUCCCCCUGCUUACAGUCCCCCUGCUUACAUGCCACCUAUGGCACCCAUGCCACCUGUGUACAGCCCUCCUGCUUACAGUCCUCCCGCUUACGAAGCUCCUAGCUACCCCAUGCCGUCCUAUGCUCCACCAGCUCCUCCAGCCUAUGCUCCUCCAGCCUAUGCUCCUCUAGCCUAUGCUCCUCCAGCACCGCCAGCCUACGCUCCUCCGGCACCUCCUAGCUACCCCAUGCCAGCACCCCCAGCAUAUUCUCCUCCAGCUCCUCCUAGCUAUCCUGCUCCUGCUCCAAUGUAUCCUUAAGCGAAUUGUCCUUAAGGCAACUGUGUGACGGCAUUCUUUUAAGCGGGCUUGAAAGGAAAAUGGUAAAAUGUCUGUAGUGUUUGGCACUUACCGAAUUGUGUGGCUUCGUGUGAAUUUUCAAUAAUACAUUCGAAUGUCAAA